This is a messenger RNA of Lytechinus variegatus (green sea urchin), 2266 nucleotides long. Its product is annotated as uridine 5'-monophosphate synthase-like. Lineage: Eukaryota; Metazoa; Echinodermata; Echinoidea; Temnopleuroida; Toxopneustidae. The transcript is spliced from 11 exons. The record is from RefSeq and is a predicted model, not a curated record. Gene Ontology annotation, biological process: 'de novo' UMP biosynthetic process; 'de novo' pyrimidine nucleobase biosynthetic process. Gene Ontology annotation, molecular function: orotate phosphoribosyltransferase activity; orotidine-5'-phosphate decarboxylase activity. Bases 63 to 1490 code for a protein of 475 amino acids.
UAUCUCCUGGCGCGAAAAUUUGAGACUGCGUGUGACCGGUGUGUACAAAAUCAAAACAAGACAUGGAUUCUGAAAACCUUAUUCUUCGUCUGUUCGAUGUGAAUGCUGUGAAGUUUGGAACUUUUACACUCAAAAGCGGGAUUGAAUCUCCCGUUUACUUCGAUCUGAGAGUAAUGGUAUCAUAUCCAGAUAUUAUGGAUGCUGUGGCAGAUACCUUGUUUGAUACUGCCAAAAAGAGUGGGGUCGAAUACAGCGUUCUCUGUGGCGUCCCCUACACAGCACUUCCCAUAGCUACAUUGAUGGCAGUGAAACAGAAAGUACCCAUGGUGAUAAGGAGAAAGGAAGCCAAGUCAUAUGGCACCAAGAAGAUGAUAGAGGGCGCUUUCCAGGAAGGAGAAGUGUGCUUGAUCGUGGAGGAUGUAGUUACGACUGGCUCAAGCGUCAUGGAAACAGCACAGUCUCUCGCAGAAGUUGGUUUGAAGGUGAAGGACGCCAUCGUGCUUCUGGAUCGAGCUCAGGGAGGAGCAGAUAGGUUAAGAGAUUCAGGCAUCAAUCUUUACAGUGCGUUUGACCUUCCACGCAUCCUAGAAGUCUUGCAUGCCCACGGUAAGAUCACUGAUGAGGUCGUUAAGAGUGUCAAGGCUUUCAUCCAGGAAAAUAUGGUCAAUCUACCUCAGGAACCAGCGGCUAAGAAACCAAGGAGGGAAUAUCUUGGUUACCAAGCCAGGGCGGAGCUUUGUCAACAUCCUGUUGCUAAGCAACUGUUUGGAAUUAUGGAAGACAAGCAAACCAAUCUAGCAUUCUCAGUCGAUGUGACAACAUCGAGUCAAGUCUUAGAGUUGGCUGACCAAGUGGGCCCUUACAUCUGUGUACUAAAGACCCAUGUCGACAUCCUUGAAGACUUCAGUUCUACCUUCAUUCAAUCUCUACAGGAUUUGGCUGAGAAACAUAACUUCCUCAUCUUUGAAGACAGAAAAUUUGCUGACAUUGGCAACACGGUGCAGCAUCAGUACUCGUCGGGCAUGUACAAGAUAUCAGAGUGGUCUCACAUUACCAACGCACACUCUGUGGCUGGGCCUGGCAUCAUCAGUGGUCUCAAGGCGGUGGGUGGGGCUAAGAACCGUGCCUGCCUCCUGAUUGGUCAAAUGAGCUCCAGUGGUAACCUAGCAACAGGGGAGUAUACAAAAGCAACCGUGAAGAUGGCUGAAGAGAACAGUGACUUCGUCAUCGGUUUCAUCUCGACGUCCUCGCUCACCCCAGACCCAACGUUCAUCCACAUGACACCGGGUGUGAAGCUUUCCGAAGGGAAGGACAACCUAGGUCAGCAGUACUUGACUCCUGCGGAGGUCAUAACCAACAGGAAGAGUGACAUCAUCAUCGUUGGACGAGGCAUUUACCAGGCAUCUAAUCCAGCUGAGGUAGCGAGGCAGUAUCAGGAAGCCGGUAUGAAGGCCUAUCAUCAACUAUUAGAAGGAGAGACAGACAGAUGAGGUCCGAUGAGAUUCUCAUAUCAACAUGUAUGUUAAUCAGGGUAUGCUCAUUUUUAAAGAGGAUUUUUGAGGUCAUACACUGCACAAUAAUCCCAAAGACAAGAGUCCCCAGUUUACCACAAUACAGAAUUUAGGGAGAAAAUGGAAUUGACGGAAUUUCACGAAACCAAUGUUUUCAGGCCCCUUCGGAUUGAAUUAUGAAAAAUACAGGUAAAAUCAUGAAAAUUGAAGUGAAUUCCUAUGAUACAAAAACGAUGUAUCAGUGAAAAAUCUGCAAAUCAUCUUGUUCAUGCUGUUCAGAGUGCUUACAAUAUGUUGCCAAUCUGCUAUCUGCAUACUGCAGUGCCUGUAUGUUGAUUAGAAACUUGGCUUUGCCUAGAUUUUUAUCUGCUAUCUUCAUGUACAAUUGUUUUGUACAUGUCAACAGAGAUCACAAAAUAGAACACAGAAUUUGCAGAGAUGCUAACUUCAAAGACCCAGGGCCCGUUUCAUGAAGACACAUUUUAAUACAAAAAAAUUGCAGUUUCUGAUGAGCCUAUGAAAUUGAAUGAUUUCAGUAGCUUUAAACUGUAAUUGCAAAUUCGUUAUAAAAAGUUUUAUGAAACGGGCCCCAGCUGUGCAUGAGAUUUUCUGUGACUCAGUGUGAUAUCACAGGCAUUAUGUACAGUACGUACAUAAUACAUAACAUAAUUGUGUAUGAUAUAUACAUAAUACAUAAUAUAUGUUGGAGCGUUGUGGCCCAGUGGAUAAGUCUUCUGACUUUGAAACAGAGGGUC